Molecule: messenger RNA, 1200 nt
Organism: Lineus longissimus
Lineage: Eukaryota; Metazoa; Nemertea; Pilidiophora; Heteronemertea; Lineidae
Exons: 4
Coding region: 145-870 (241 amino acids)
Source: RefSeq, a predicted model, not a curated record
UCGGUCACAUGGGGACUUUGAUGACAAAUCCUUACAGAACACCUGAAGUGCGACUAGCCUUAUAGAUCACGACCUGAUGUUAAUCAUUCCUAAUGAUGUUUUGAGAGUAGAAGAGUAAAACUGGUGUAUUUGGUUUAGAAAAUUAUGGAUCGUCUAAGUCUCCACGCCAUUAUUUUAGGGAUAAUUGUAGCUGGCCUGCUGAUGAAUGUCUCUGUGUCGGCGUUCACCUACAAUACCUGCAAAGGUGUGGGAUUCAACCGUUACUGCACCAAAGCGGCCUCCGCCACGUGCUGUCAUUCCGGGUUAUACGCGAGCGCCUCCUGUUGCUCGUCAAAAAGAAUCUACGCCCGUUGCACCAACACGAAUAUGAAGAAAUCAUUUCGAUCGUAUUCGACUACGACAUGCUACUCUGCGGCCAAGUCCUACUGUUGUCACUUGGGGUUGAGUUCGUCAUCUUGUUGUGGUUCGUUUUGGUACACGUACUAUCGAAGCAGGAGUCAAGCGUUGUCUACUGUCGCUAACACCGGCGUUGGCAUUGUAAGCUCUAUUGGGUACAUUGUCGGCGGUGUCAUUGGUGGUAUCUUCUUCCUCAUUCUCCUCAUCGUGAUUCCGGUGGUGGCAUGCGGCGUCUGCGCAGCGUCAGGGUCUACCAGGCAUCAUAGAAGACGCGGUGUAGUGCACGUCAACCAAGUGGUGCCUCCACCGACACAGCAGCAGUACAACCAACCACCGCCACCACAGAGCUUUGGUCAACCACCACCGUACAGCCAGGGACAGGGGUACAACCAGGCACCUCCGCAGCAGGCCAUGUAUCCACCACCCCAGUACCCGCCACCCCAGCAACAAGAUCCAGCUUACCCACCAAUGUAGGAGACGGGCAACGGCCAAUGAAUAACAGAGCACAGUCGCGGAUGGAAAAAAACAUCCACAACGACCUGACCUGUUUCCGUAACUUUUGCGUGCAAUUCAAGUGAGCAGGGUCGGAACGACGUCAUCAAUACUUAGAGUUCUGGUCAUGCGAAAGGAGGAUGCGCUCGGCUCACUUCUGUAAAUAUUCAUCCUGAGCUUCAGCGCCUUUCACUCGACACUCACCGAUAUUUUCAAAAGCACAAACAAGAAAUAGAUGAUGUUUCGUUACACUGAGUCAACCAUUUCUGUAAAAUAUGCCGUUAUUAUGCUAAUAAAUGAUAGCUGCGAUCA